AUGAAUGAGAUCAAGCUACCGGAGGAGUGGGAGACGCUCUGCAGCACUGAUCAUGCUGAGGUAAUCCACGCCUGUAUCAAUGGUAUUUUUCGGCGACUUUUGGCCAACUUGCUCUUGGACUUUAACAAUCCCAAGUUCCGUCAAGUAAAGAAAAAUAACAAAGCCCUUCGCCACCUCGCACAGUCACUACCAGACCGCUUCGUUGAAUUUCUCUUCUCGAGCAUUGGUUUCGUCCAGCAAGACGAUACUUUUAUCUUUGAGGGUUCACCAGAUUCGCUCAUGCAUGGCGACGCAGUUUUUUCGCACAUCGAGCACUGCAUCGACAAGAACAAGAUGCAGGCUGUCGAAUGUGACCUCCAUCGCCUGAGACAUUUAGCGGUCAAAAAGGUCACAAAUAGUCCAAUGUCAAUAGACAUGGUGCCCACUCGUGUACGACUUGCAAAAGAGCCAACUCUCCCUGAGAAAGAAAAAGUGAAGCUCCAAGCUCAAUGUAGCGGCACUCAGGAAGAUAUGGCGGAAGAACAAGUAGUCAAGGAAGCUGUGCGCAAGACGCUACUCAAUACCGGACGUGUGAGAAACAGCUUUUUUGAGGCACGUGACUUCAGUGCCCGUAUCAUGCAACACGGCCGCGUCUACGCCUGCACAGAAAAGUGCCCGGAUCACUGCAUCGAGGCACAUUGGCAUCUUUUGACUGGGAGGAAUAUCCUAUAUUCCUAUAUUGCCCACCUUUCUGCUGAUGGCUCGCAACUCCUGCAUCUAGGCCCCGAGCACGGAUACCAAUACAACAGCCUUCCUGGAGCAGCAAACUUUGGCAAGAUGAUCCGCUUCAGCGAGAAGCUAGUUGACGAAAAUGGAAGGCUAGUGUACAUCAAAACUGAUGACAAGCCCGUCAAAACGUGCAUCUACUGUGGUCGCGUGUUUGCCCAACUCCUACUGUAG
This is a messenger RNA of Leishmania braziliensis MHOM/BR/75/M2904, 939 nucleotides long. RefSeq lists its product as hypothetical. The record is from RefSeq and is a predicted model, not a curated record. The transcript has a single exon. NCBI's taxonomy places the organism in Eukaryota, Euglenozoa, Kinetoplastea, Trypanosomatida, Trypanosomatidae. Bases 1 to 939 code for a protein of 312 amino acids.